AAAUUUAAGUAUGCCUAGAACACAAAAUUUUGGUGUGGCUUUCUCUAGUUUCCAUCCUGAACAAAGCAAGCUAUUUCAUCCAUUGAGCACAAAAAGUGUUUCGUAAAAUUAGUUCAGAAUUGUCUAACAAUAGAUCCAAGAAAGAGAAAGCUCUUUCAACCAGUAGUAGUGAAAGAUAUAUUGUCAGAAAAUUGCUUGGAGAGGAGGGAUUGGAAUAGAUACAAUUUGAUGGAAAUGAAGCGAGGGCCAUCUUGAAGAAAUUGGGUUUUGACAAACCACAACACAUGGAAAACAAAACAUGGAGUUUCCCACUAGAGGUUGUGGAUGAUAACACAGAGAAGAAAUAAACCUUAAAACUUAGGCAAGAUGAGAAGUUUGAGCCCUUUGGAUUCCAUGAAGAUUGGGCAGACAAGGUUGUUUCUGACAGAGUCUUUGAUGGAAAUGAAGAGAUUGGGUUUUACGUUCAUCCUAAAACUGGAGAAAUUCACUUUUUUGUGCUGAAUGCUGAUGAGUAAUAUUCAUUAGAAUGUGAUAGACUAUAGCUAUAUUGGUCGACCCACCAUUCAUUGUUCAAUUUCUAAUUUUCCACUGGAAAUAUUGUCACUAAUUCACAUUUAUCUAUCUGCUGCUGGAGAGGGCUUCCAGUGAAGUUUAUUCCCGGGACAAAGAAACUCAUCAUCAAGAUGAGAAAAGAGAGAUAAUUAUAUAGUCUGCAUGAUUGAUGCGGGACAAAGAAACUCAUCAUCAAGAUGAGAAAAGAGAGAUAAUUAUAUAGUCUGCAUGAUUGAUGCUGCUGACAUAAGUAACACUUUAUUUCCUGUAGGGAGAGUGUUCUGUGUGUAUAUAUUCCACUUUCAAUACGGCCUAAAGCCCCUUCUCUCCAUUUAUUUUUUUUAUUGGCUUUUGCUCUAUAUCUUCUCUUUUCUUCGUCUUUGUAAUCCUCAAAGUUGUCGUACCCAAACUCAUCGGCUCCUCUCUUCUUGAUUCUUCUUUUCUGUCUCAACCUGGUUGUGUAAAUCCCUCAAAUAUUUUGAUGUGGAAGCAUUUGUUAGACAAUCACAAGACUCAUGUCGCCGGUACUCAGUGAAAUCCUGCUUUCUGGAUUUACUGUAAACUCAUCUCUCCAUCGUCGUUCCCACCUUGUUCAGUCCUUCUCUGUUGUCUUCCUCUACUGGUUCUAUGUUUUCUCAUGAACACAUCACUAAGUUACUUGCAAAUCUCUUAUAGUCUUUCGGUCUAGAGGGUGUACUAAUUAAAAUCUUUAAUUUUCUUGAAAACAAGACAUUCUUGUGGGCAGCUUAUACUUAAUUUUUUUUUAUCAUAUACAUAUAACAUGGCUUCUCCAACCAGUGCAACUUCUUCAGGGUCUAUCUCCAUCUCCCUUCAAAACUCGGGUUCCGAGGAAAACCGGCAGCAUGUAACGGAUGAGAGGAAACGAAAACGAAUCGUUUCCAACCGGGAAUCAGCACGAAGAUCCCGAAUGAGGAAGCAGAAGCACUUGGAUGAUCUGAAUGCUCAGGUGAAUCAACUCAGGGCUGAAAAUAAUCACAUUCUCUCAAACAUCAAUCUUGUCACUCAGCUUUGUUUGAAUAUUGAGUGUGAGAACUCAGUUCUCAGGGCUCAGAUGUCCGAAUUGAAUCACAGGGUUCAGGCACUUAAUGACAUUAUUAAGUACAUCGACUCAAACAGAAUUACUGCUGCAGGUCCCGAGAUGGAGGAUUAUUAUGAUGAAGAUGGGAUGAUGAUGAUGAUGAUGAUGAUGAAUGGGGGAGACUUCUUGAAACCUUGGAGUUUAAACCAUGUUAAUGAACCAGUUAUGGCUAAUUUGCCUGAUGUCCUCAUGUACUGAUCAGCAAGCUAAGCAUUCCAUGGAUAGCCAAGUUUCAUAUGGGUGCAUUAUGAAACUAUUUGUGGACAAAUCAAAUCAUGAUAUAUGAAUUAAUACAUGAUUUGAUGAAUGAAUAGUGAUUACCAAACAUGAGACAAUGGCCAAAUGAUGUAAUAAAUGAUAUAUAAAUAAAAGGAUGCAUGGGUUUGAUGAAUUUAUAAUGUGUGUGCGGAUGUGUUCAUUAAUAUUUUGCA
This is a messenger RNA of Sesamum indicum (sesame), 2082 nucleotides long. The record is from RefSeq and is a predicted model, not a curated record. Lineage: Eukaryota; Viridiplantae; Streptophyta; Magnoliopsida; Lamiales; Pedaliaceae.